Molecule: messenger RNA, 3116 nt
Organism: Ylistrum balloti
Lineage: Eukaryota; Metazoa; Mollusca; Bivalvia; Pectinida; Pectinidae
Exons: 3
Coding region: 540-2750 (736 amino acids)
Cellular component (GO): membrane
Source: RefSeq, a predicted model, not a curated record
UUACAGAAGUGUUGGCGCUGAAAUGAAGAUGGUGAUAUGGUGAUAAAAUUCUUAUAGAAAAAAAAACCUCACACACACAGAAAAGGUCAAGGACGACGAACGGGAUUAUCAUCUGCACGAGCUAGUGGAAUUAAGGAAGUACACUGUACCAUAACCAGCACCGAUAAAGAAGGAUGCAUAUCUAGCAGUUACUAUGUGGUGCGUGUAUUCACAUUAAGACUGGCCUUUUUCUAACACUUCCCUACACGUUGUGAAGUAGAUUACGUAUGCGUAAGAGAAGUACGAAUUAUUUGAAACCAAAUGAAAAAUGUAAAUGUGAAUUAGCAGUUACUUUAUCCAAAUACAAAAUUGCAAUGGUUAGAACAGUUUUCGUUAGAUGUCGGGGAAAUCUCAUAUAAUGUGAAUUGUAUUCUUGUGUAGAGUUUACGACGUGGGUAUGAAUCUUCUAUGUACGAGGAGAAAGACUAUUUACUGCAACAUUCAACGCAUCGUUAGGUUAACACUUGUGUGAAUUCACUGUUUCGGCCAAUAUUUCCAAAAUGGUGUCUGCAGUCCAACUCUGUGUGAUCUUCUGGACGAUUUAUGUGACAAAAUGUCUCCCAGCAGAAGAAAACGACACGAGCAAUGCCGUUACGCCUGCUGCGAGUGGUCCAUUUGAUGAGGCGCUUGUGACAUCGAUCUUGAAAAUUGUCGAUGUGAAGUUCGAAUCGAUAAGUACCCGAAUUGGGUCGAUGGAGAGAGCCAUGAACAGUCUUCAGUAUUACAACCUUCGUCAAUUCCGAGUUGUUAAUACUCACUUGAGGGCACUGGAUACUAUCAUGCAGGCAACACACUCCCAGAUGGGUGAAAUAGAUAUCGACAGCAAGGAGACUAAAAUCUCCAUCGAUAUGCUAAAAAAAGAACUGAAAAAUAUGGAAAAAGUGCAAAAUGCUAUGUUCGAUUCCAUGGAAAUAAAUUUCGAAAAACUUGAGUUUGGUACAGGAGAAAAAUUUGCCUCUUUACACGAAUCAAUUGAUCUCAUGUUAAACUCAACAUUACAAAUGGUCGACAAAGCUCAUGAGGAUUCAAAACUGCCUCCACUAAUCGAGAGCUUGUCAACUGUCCUGAACGAAUCUGACAAGAUAACAAAUGACAGACUUACAAGUCUGGAAGAAAAAGUGGAUAGUUACCACAAUGUAACGAUGUCGAAACUGGAAGGUGUCGAGGUUGGAAUCGUCAAUUCAACUAACAAUAAAACAGAGGAGCGCUCGCUUUUAGAGACAUUGAUCGAUCUCAAUGAUAAUGUACUUCGAUCGAUCGAUUUUUAUCGACAUACGGGUGAUCUGGUGGAAAGAAUCGUGGGAGCCACUGAAACGGUAGCAGACGAACAAGACACAAUACGCUCGGAUCUGAGACUGUUUCUUGAAGUUCAGACAAACAACACUGUUUGUAACCGUAAGCAGGAAGAAGUCGAUCAGCCAGUAGACUCGAACGAACUGCCUAACGUAAUCAUGACCGAUAGUAAUUUACAUAGAUGUGAAAUGACGUUUGAUGAAUUGAACGAAAUGGCAGAUAUAUUUAGAAAUAGCACGCACUUAACCGAUCUCUGGACAGAAAUGGCCCAGAUGAAUCAGUUCACGUUGCGCUCUACUGUUAUGGAUCUUAUGGCUGAAGUUGCCAAAUUGCAUGAAAUUCACGAAAAAGUUACCAUGGUUUCUGAACAGACGACAACGACAGCGCCAAAUCUCUUCACGGGUCUAAUGGAGUUUGAUCUUGAGAGUAUUUCUAACAACACAAAAGCUGUAUACCAGAUUGUUGAAGCUGUGGCCUCCAAUACAGGAUGGAUACCGUACAUAUUCCACAAUCUACAGUUUGUAGAAAGUCAGGUGAAUGAAACUGUAAAGAACUACAAAAAUAUUCUCCAAAAACAGGAAACUUUGUUCGAGAUCUUGCGGUCACAUGAUAGAACCGAAGCCCUCACGGGGCGUCCUGCCAUGACACGAGGAUUGGACACCACAGUACCUGUCUCUCCGAAUCAAACUGGUGUGAUCAGUGACGGGAACACUACUUAUCUCGAUAAACUUAACAUCAUCUACAGAACAAAUGUGAAAAUGCAUCGCCUGAUCCCCGCCUUAACUAGGUUACUUGGAGAACCAGAACCAUUUAUAACCCUUGUGGAUGGCAGGAACGAAAACGAGGGUCGAGUUGAAAUUUAUAGAAAUGGUCGGUGGGGAACGCUUUGUAAGGAUAUCGAUCAUGUGGAAGCAAGCUAUAUAUGUCGUCACCUUGGUUACCUGGGUGGUAUAUCCGCCGGAAGUGGAUUUUAUGGUGCAGGAAUUGGCGUUUUUUGGAAGCUCAAUAUGACGUGUUUGUCGACAAGGCGAUGUGAAGUGGCUAGUAGUGUUGAGGCAAACCUCUGUAGUCAUGAUGACGAUGCUUCCAUCAUAUGUGAUCACAUGGUGAGACUGGACGCGGACAAUAGGAAGAGAAGGUCAGUAGGAUACCUUAGCAUUCAUCAUCGUGGUAACUGGCUCAAUAUUUGUGCAGAUAACUGGACAACACAAAAUGCGGACGUGGCGUGUCGACAACUCGGACACAAAAGUGGAAUUAUAAAACCGACAGCAGAUGACCCAAAGACAGUUGAAGUUGAUAAUCUAUGGUUGCGUAAUAUCACAUGUUCUGGAAGUGAAAUGCGAUUGGACGCAUGUGAACACGUGAUAUGGUCACGUGGCUGUGAAUCUAACACACCUGUUCGUAUAUCAUGUACAUAGUAUGGCAGAUCUCGGACAACGUUAGAUGUGUAUUGUAUGUGGUAAUGACCACUUGCCUUCCUGGCUAAACAUGAUUUGGACAGAUAUUCGCACUAAUCUACCAGAAUGAUUACUGGUUAAACAUCUCUGGAACAAGCUGAUUUUUUUUUUUUUUUUGUAUAAAAUAUUUUCUUGACGAACUCGUCCUUCCAUUGUUCGUGUGACACGUUAUAUGAACGUUGUAUAUCAUCGCAAUAAUCAAAUAUGUUGACUGUGAAUGUUGCGAGGGAAGUGUGAAGACACAAACAACUUAAUGUUUUGAACCUAACUUUCAUCGGAAAGAACACACACAUUAUUUGUCUGAAAUAAAUUAUCACGUCGACACUG